AUGGCUAAUUUUGCUGAUUCUACGCGGGCUUUUGUCGAAUGGUUACAAGGUCCAGCUGAAAUUGUGCUUUCUCCAAAGAUCAAAGUAGAUGAUUUGCGUGAGGUGAACCAGGGCAGAUGUGUUAUUGCAAUUGAAGACAUAGAGAAGGAUGAAAUUCUGUUUGAGGUUCCAAGGACCACGAUGCUGAAUGUCGAAAACUGCGAGCUGAGCAAGCGUUAUCCUGAGAUCAAGAAUCACUUGGUGGAGAGCGUAGGCCAAUGGGAGGGUCUGAUUAUUGCAUUGCUGUUUGAAUGGAAAGUUGUAGGAGAGAAGAGCAAAUGGUGGCCGUAUUUACAAGUGCUUCCAAAGAAGACUGAUAUGAAUCAGUUGAUAUAUUGGGCUGACGACGAAUUGGAGCUACUGAAGCCCAGUUUGAUCUUGGAAAGAGUUGGUGCAGAUAAAGCAAAAGAGAUGUUCGAAAACGUCGUUGAUAUAAUAAACAAGUCCACAUUAAAAGAAAAAGACAGCUAUAUAUUGAAGGUUACUUGGGAGAAUUUUCUUCUUGUUGCGAGCAUAAUCAUGUCAUACUCUUUUGAUGUCCAAGAUUAUGUAGAGGAGAAGGAGGGCGGAACUGACGAGGAAGAGGACGACAACGAGUCUGAGAACGUUAGAUCUUUGAAAUGCAUGAUUCCCCUAGCAGAUACUUUAAAUUCAAACACCCACAAAUGUAAUGCCCAUUUGAUUCACGGUAGCAAUCUGCUAGAGAUGAGGAGUAUUAAGGCAAUCAAGAAAGGUGAACAAAUUUAUAACAUUUAUGGCGAUCACCCUAACUCCGAGAUACUAAGACGGUACGGUUACAUUGAACCCGACGGUUCAAAGUUUGACUUUGGAGAGAUCCCCAUGGAGACGUUUAUCAAAAUAUUCAUGGAAAAGUACCCAGAUACCAAGGCUGAAGAGCUACUAGUAAACGUUUCAAACUUGCUUCAAACGGAUCCAUCGCUGCUGGAAAUCUUGGAAUACGAAGAUGUGACAUUUGAAUCUUGUGAAUGCUACGCAGAUGGCGAUAUUCCUGACGAGUUCGUACUCACCAUUCAAAUACUGACAGUCAUGCUUCAGUUACCAGGCCGCGGUCGGAUGAGUUCCGACGAAGUAUCAAGACAACUACGCAGGGUCACCAAAAAAUGCUUGCAACUGCUGCAAGCAGGUAAGAUAACGGACCAAUGUAACAGCAUCUGGCAGAUGACUAUCAAAGAGCGUCAAAGUCAAUACCCGGAAUACGCAGCAACGAGUCCCGACAUCUCUCAAUUGGAAAGCACGAGAGAAACUUCCGUGUCAAGAAAGCUUAUGGCUCAUAUUGUACUACACGGUGAGGUUAAAGCACUCAAGAGUUGCUCAUCCAGAUUACCUGAGAAGUAUGCAAUAGUACCCGAUACGAAGCUCUUGAACAACAUUUCCAAAAGAAAGUCUGAAGAUGAGGGUGCAAAAGGGCGGCAAAAGAAACGUAGACAUUAG
Molecule: messenger RNA, 1491 nt
Organism: Huiozyma naganishii CBS 8797
Lineage: Eukaryota; Fungi; Ascomycota; Saccharomycetes; Saccharomycetales; Saccharomycetaceae
Gene: RKM4
Product: ribosomal lysine N-methyltransferase
Exons: 1
Coding region: 1-1491 (496 amino acids)
Biological process (GO): peptidyl-lysine monomethylation
Cellular component (GO): nucleus
Molecular function (GO): protein-lysine N-methyltransferase activity; protein binding
Source: RefSeq, a predicted model, not a curated record